Messenger RNA from Globicephala melas (long-finned pilot whale), 4232 nucleotides. RefSeq names its product zinc finger protein 550 (gene ZNF550). Gene Ontology annotation, biological process: regulation of DNA-templated transcription. Lineage: Eukaryota; Metazoa; Chordata; Mammalia; Artiodactyla; Delphinidae. The record is from RefSeq and is a predicted model, not a curated record.
GGAGGCCGUUUGCUCGUGAUGGGGCAGUUGUGUCUCUAUCUUAGGUGACUUCUACCCGGGUCGUCGGGACGGAGCGGGGAGGACAGCCUGGAGGGCCCACCUGCGCCUUUGUACGACCUGGGGGAGGGUCAGCUAAGUCCGCUGGACCCGCCGGUCUCCGGCGCCCUCACGUGGUCCUACGCUCCCCGCGGUGCGAUGGCGGCGCUGGUGACCCCGGCGCAGGUGUUGGUGACCUUCAAGGAUGUGGCCGUGACCUUUACCCGGGAGGAGUGGGGACAACUUGACCUGGAUCAGAGGACCCUGUACCAAGAGGUGAUGCUGGAGAUCUGUGGGCUCCUGGUCUCACUGGGGCAUCCAGUUCCCAAACCAGAGUUGAUCCACUUGCUGGAACAUGGGCAGGAGCUGUGGAUGGGAAGGAGAGGCCUCCCACAUAGCAUGUGUCCAGAUGACAGAGCAAAACGUCAGACCAGAGAGCUGGUUUUGUCUGAAGGAGUCUUGCUCCACGGAAGCCUGACUCUGGGAUCUUCAAGGGACUGCAGGUCGAGGCAAGCCAUGGAUCCAGAAGGGCUUUUGGAAGUGCAGAAAGGUCAGCUGAGGCCAGAGACAGACGCCCACAAGGAAACCCAUCCUGGGAAAACGAGCCUUGAAGAUGAUGGUUUGGAGGCGGAUGAUGGUGUGCACUCCAGGGCGUUCCAGGAGAGAGUCUCUCAGGGAGAUGUUCUCUGUGAGCGUGACCCACAGGGACCAGGAAAAGGCCCCCUGAUUCAUAACCUCUACAAGUGCAAGCAGUGUGGGAAGAGUUUUAACAGGAAGUGGUACCUUGUUCGACAUCAGCGGAUUCACACUGGAAUGAAGCCCUAUGAAUGCAAUGCGUGUGGGAAAGCUUUCAGCCAGAGCUCAACCCUGACCCGGCACUACGUCAUCCACACGGGGGAGACGCCAUACAAAUGUGCCGAGUGUGGGAAGGCCUUCAAACGCAGGUCAUACCUCCUGCAGCACCAGCCGAUCCACACUGGGGAGAAGCCUUAUGAGUGCGGCCAGUGUCGAAAGGCCUUCACCCACCGCUCUACUUUUAUUCGCCACAAUAGGACCCACACUGGAGAAAAACCCUUUGAAUGCAAAGAAUGUGAGAAAUCAUUUAGCAACAGAGCACACCUCAUCCAGCACUACAUCAUCCACACUGGAGAGAAGCCCUACGAUUGCACAGAGUGUGGGAAGGCCUUCAGGUGCAGCUCAGAACUCCUACAGCACCAGCGGAUUCACACGGGGGAGAAGCCCUACGAGUGUGCCCAGUGUGGGAAGGCCUUUCACCGGAGCACAUACCUCAUCCAGCACUCUGUCAUCCACACCGGGGAGACGCCAUACAAGUGCGCCGAGUGUGGGAAGGCCUUCAAACGCAGGUCACAUCUCCUGCAGCACCAGCGGGUUCAUACUUGAGAAAAAGGCCUUCACCGCUGCUCCUUUUUUGUCUUUCAUGAGGGGAUCCAUGCUGGAGGGAAGAACCCUCUGAGUGUAAAGAAUUCUGGGAGGGUUUUUUUGUCUGCUUUUCAAAUGCAUAAGUGGUCAUGUGGGAGAAGACGCCUUGCGAAUGCAGUGGAAAUGUCAAAAGCCUUCGGCCCCUGCUCAUCGUUCAGAGGAUUCAUUCUGUGGAGAAACUCAGCACAUGAAGCUAUGCCACCCGUGGGUCCGUCCACCUCUGUCAACAUCAGAGAACAUACCGGGGAAAGACGUUCUGAAUGUAACCAGAAGGACACUCCUCAGCCAAAAGAAGACUCAUCCUCCCCACCUGAGAAUGUGUAAUGAAGAGGAACCACUUAAUUAUUGCCAUGAGAAAGCCUCCUGUGACAUGUCACCACUAGUCACGUAGAGUCAUAUUGGAACUUGACGGAGCUUGGGCUUUCCCUGUGAGGAAGCGCAGAGGAGACAGACUCAGGGUUCGUUAUGCACUUAUAACAACAUUCAGCCACAGGGCUCCCCCUUGGUUUGCACUUAAGCCAUCUCAGCAUUAUGUUAAAAAGAAAACUAACAAGGGAAUUCCCUGCAGAGUCCCAGUGGCUAGGACUCCGCGCUUUCACUGUCGGAGGACCUGGCUUUGAUCCCUGUCGGGGAACUAAGAUCCCGCAAGCCCCACGGUGUGACCAAUAAAGAAAAAAGAAAAAUAACAAAGAGGUGGAGGGGAUAGAGACAAAGACUAUAAACGGAAAAAACCAAAUGCUUUUGUAAGCUCUUUCAGACUUUCCUGCCAAGCCUGUUGCAGUUUUUCAUCAGUUCUGUUUUUUGGUGGGGCAAUGUUUGAGGGAGCAAAGGACCCCAGCCCUUUGUUUUUAUGUGUCCACUGCUGUCUUGUAUCAUGAAACUUGGACGUUGAGGGCAGCUCCACCAACAUUUGUUGGAAGGCUUGGUUCCGAACAUCUCUAGCCAUUGGUAUAAUUCUUUGUGAGAAAUAUGAGGGCUUGAGUCAUGAGCUACUUGAACUUGUAAGAAAUUAGAAUACCGAAAAUAGCAUCACACAAUACUUGUAUUUUAUGUCUAAGGAGAGAAUGGUCCACAUAGGGAUCGCGACAUUAAAAUGUGCACCCCUAAAGACGUUGAAUUUUUUUUUAAUAGGUAAACUCCUGUUCUUCUGGUUUUAAAUGCCUGAUACUAUCUCUCACUCUUUCUUCUUCUUCUUCUUCUUCUUUUUUUUUAGUUUAAAAAGAAGUACGUUUAUUAGUAUAUGCACACAGUUUGCAGAAUAGAAACAUUUAGAGUAUUUAGGGAAAUUCAGUCAAAUUCAACAAACCUCAGUGAAAACAUGUUGUAUUUGUUUAAUGGCAGACAGGUAAUUACUUGAGUCUAUUAACUGGCUGCAUUUUCAGUCUUCAAUAGGUUCUUUUUUUUUUCUUUUAAUUUUUUUUUUAUUUUAUCUUUGACCACAUUGGGUCUUCAUUGCUGUGUGUGGGCUUUUCUCUGGUUGCGGUGAGCAGGGGCUACUCUUCGUUGUGGUGCACAGGCUCCUGAUUGUGGUGGCUUUUCUUGUUGUGGAGCACAGACUCUAGGCACGCGGGCUCAGUAGUUGUGGCGCACGGGCUUAGUUGCUCCACAGUAUGUGGGAUCUUCCUGGACUAGGGCUCAAACCCAUGUCCCCUGAGUUGGCAGGUGGAUUCUUAACCACUGCACCACCAGGGAAACCCUCAAUAAGUUCUUUGAAAAGAUGUUUAGCAAGGUGGAAGAUAACUUGAUCCAUGUCACUUAGAGGCUUUAUUUAUCUAUUUUUAAAAAUAUUAUUGGAGUAUAGUUGAUUUAUAAUGUUGUACAGCAAAGGUGUACAGCAAAGUGAUUCAGUUAUACAUAUAUACAUAUACUCAUGUAUAUGAGUUAUACAUAUACUCAUUCUUUUUCAGAUUAUUUUCCCUUAUAUGUUAUUACAAAAUAUUGAGUAUAGUUCCCUGUUCUAUACCGUAGGCAGUUGUUGGUUAUCUGUUUUAUAUAUAGUAGUGUGUAUAUGUCAAUCCCAAUCUCCCAAUUUAUCCCUCCCCCCCCAAUUCUCACUCUUGAUUCCAUUCUAUGUGGGUUUUUUUCUUUUUCUUUUUUUUAAUCAUUCAUUCAUUCACUUCGAUAUUUAUUGGAUGCCAGAAUCACUGUUCUGGGCACUUGAAAGGCAUCACUGAACAAAACAGGUUGAAAAAAGAAACAAUCUUGCCCUGCAGAGUUUACAUAAGCAGCAUAAUAAACAAUAAAUUGUAUAAAAUACUAGAAGGUCAUAAGUGUUACUGAAGGGAAAAAAUGGAGCAGUGUAAGUUCAAUGAUACACACCAAUCUGUGAGGGGAUAAGAACACGUCAUAAUUUUAAAUAGAAUGGUUAAAGUGGGGCCUCUUCUCAAAGCUGACGUUUAUGCAAAGACUUGGGAAGAGAAGAAGGUGCUAACUAUGUGGGUAUUUGGAGAAAGUUCUCCCCAUGUAGAGGGAACAUCCAGUUCAGGGGCUUUACAGCUGGGACAUAACCUGGAAUAUUCGAGGCACAUCAAGGAGGUGAUGGAGCUGAAUCAGUGAUGAAGAGAGGGAAUAGUAGGAGAUUAAUUCAGAAAGGAAAUUGGGAGUCCAACUGCAGUCAAACGCUGCAUAACACUGUUAGGGGCUUGGCUUUGACUCUGAAUGAAAUGGGGAGACAUUGGAGGAUUUGAAGCAGAGGAAUGGCUUGAUCUGCCAUGUCUUUAAAGGGUCACACCGGCUGAUGUAUUGAAAGUGGUUUG